Molecule: messenger RNA, 5080 nt
Organism: Podarcis muralis (Common wall lizard)
Lineage: Eukaryota; Metazoa; Chordata; Lepidosauria; Squamata; Lacertidae
Source: RefSeq, a predicted model, not a curated record
CCAUCUCGCCCAGCCGCCGCUCUGACGCUCCACCCUCCCCUUCGCGUGCAUUGGUUUGCCCCGGCGCCGUUUGGGCGGGUCCACGAGAGGAAGCGGGGGUUGCGGACGUGAAAAAUCGGAGACGGGUCGGGGGAGGAGGCGUGGCAACCCCUCGGAGCGCGCGGGUGGUGCGGCCCGCAGUCGCGGCUCGAAGCGAGGCGGGCGAGACCAAGUGAAGAGGCCGGGGGGUGGUGGUGAGGAUGGUGAUGGUGAUGAAGAGCGGUGUGGAGAAAGCAGCAAGAAAAAGAGGAUUCCAGCCGUGAGGCAAAGCGAGGCGGCGAAAAAAAGACUAUAUAUUUUUUUAAAUUGAUAAUAAUACGGGAUAAUUUUUUUAAAAAAGAAAAGGAGGCGGAAAGGAGGGUGAAGCGGUAAAAUGGCGUCGGCCGGGCCCGAGCCUGGGGGGAGCAGCGGCGUUUCCUCAGCUUUCAGCUUCCUUUGCUGUUCACUGAUGCCUUCCCGAAGAUGUAUGGGGACACCCGGGACAGCAACACUUAAAAAAACGUUCGAGUUGCCAGGUGCUUCUGGGCACUCCUCACAGACAAUCAAGAAAGGCCACAGGGGUGUGGACUCCACCGGCGAAACCACGUACAAGAAGACAACUUCGUCGGCCCUCAAAGGUGCCAUCCAGCUUGGGAUCACCCACACGGUGGGGAGCCUGAGCACCAAGCCAGAGCGAGAUGUCCUCAUGCAAGACUUCUAUGUAGUGGAGAGCAUCUUCUUCCCGGGUGAAGGCAGCAACCUCACCCCGGCCCAUCACUACAACGAUUUCCGCUUCAAAACCUAUGCUCCUGUCGCCUUCCGCUAUUUCCGUGAACUGUUUGGGAUCCGGCCGGAUGACUACCUGUGCUCCCUUUGCAGUGAGCCCCUCAUUGAGCUCUCCAACUCCGGAGCCAGCGGCUCCAUCUUCUACGUCUCCAGCGAUGACGAGUUCAUCAUCAAAACAGUUCAGCACAAAGAGGCAGAGUUCUUGCAGAAGCUGCUGCCGGGUUACUACAUGAACUUGAACCAGAACCCCCGGACCCUCCUCCCCAAGUUCUACGGCCUCUACUGUGUGCAGGCUGGCGGCAAGAACAUCCGGAUUGUGGUGAUGAACAACCUGCUGCCCCGCUCAGUGCGCAUGCACCAGAAGUACGACCUGAAAGGCUCCACCUACAAGCGCCGGGCUUCCCAGAAAGAGCGGGAGAAGGUCUUCCCCACCUACAAGGACCUGGAUUUCAUGCAGGACAUUGCUGAUGGCCUCUUCCUGGACGCUGACAUGUACAGCGCCUUGUGCAAGACCCUGCAGAGAGACUGCUUGGUUUUGCAGAGCUUCAAAAUCAUGGACUACAGCUUGCUCGUGGCAGUCCACAACCUCGACCUGGCUCAGCGGGAGCGCGCCGUGGCGGAUGGGGCGGCCGUGGCAGACACGCGGCGGCCAGCCCCCCAGAAGGCCCUGUACUCCACAGCGAUGGAGGCCAUCCAAGGGGAAGCCCGGCGAGGCGGCACCAUUGAAACGGACGACCAAAUGGGAGGGAUCCCGGCCCGGAACGCCAAGGGGGAGAGGCUGCUUCUCUACGUGGGGAUCAUUGACGUGCUGCAGUCUUACAGGUUCAUUAAGAAGUUGGAGCACUCGUGGAAAGCCCUUGUUCAUGAUGGGGACACGGUUUCGGUUCACCGGCCCAGUUUUUACGCGGAAAGGUUCCAGCGGUUCAUGUGUAACGUUGUCUUCAAGAAAAUCCCUUUUAAAUCUUCCCCUUCGAAAAAGAGCCGGUCUGGUGCAGGACCUCCCCGGCGGCCAGGCCAGGGUGGCGCCCCAUCCCAGGUGCAAGGGCUGUGCGAGGCAAAAGCGCAGUUCACGAUGGAGGCGGAAGUCGAGCAAGGUUCCCAGCUGGGCCGCCCUGACCUUCUCCCCCACACUCCCCUUGCAGAGGAAAUAAACAGCGACUCAGCUGCCACAACCUUAUCCACCUCCUCCUUCGGGAGCAGGAGCCACGAUUCACCAGCCAGCAGGUCGAUAGGAGUGGAAGUCCACAAAUCAGGUUACAGGCAGAGCUAUGCAGACAUGUGUUCUAGCAAGACCAGGUUCAGCCUCAGCAGUAGCCGUAGGUCACAGGAAAACAGCUUAUCUUCAGAGGUAGCUAGUUCAACGUUCUCCCAACAUUUCUCCAGGACCCUCCGCACCAGGACGUCCCUCUGAGCUGACGGAGCAAUUUGAAGACUUGCCAGAGACGGAGAUCAGCUUUUGAAAUAUCAUGGGGUGGAUUCCUUCUUUAGACGUGAGCGGAAGACUUUCCUCCACGCUCUCUGCGUUGUCUGUGGAGCACUGAACCUCCAGCCCUUCCCAGGCUGCUGAUACCUAGAACUUUUAACUGAUCUGAACAGACAAAACGGGGGGCUCAGCCCCUCACACACACACCUGCAGCAAAGUAGUGUUAUCCGCCAACGUUCCUGAAGCCCGCCGGGUCUCUCAUGGGGGACCCCGAGUUUCCUCUGGCGCAGGCGGAAGAGCGUUCCCUGAGCCACAGGCGUUUUCCAGGCUGUAUCUCAAGAAGGGACAGGUACCCUUCUAGGUGGUCCCAAAUGCCUGAGCAGAGAACGUCUCGAUGCUGCGAGGGGCUUCUCUCUGUGCUCCCGAUCCUCCCCGGGAGCAGAAGGGCGGGGGGAAUCAGGGUGUCUGUUGGUCUUGGAACGCUUUGCAAAAGGAUGAACGUUGACGUUUUAUUUUUAACUUGUAUUUAAAACUCCCACCCCCCCUUUCAAACUGCCGUAUUGGGGUGUUGGUUCUUUAGGUUUUGUUUUUUGUUUUUUAACGUAUGUCGUUUUUAGGUCAAGAAACUUCUGAUGCACCAAGAACAGCCUUUUCUCCAAGGGAGAAACUAUCCUCUUGGUGGGGGCGAAGGGGGGGGUGUCACACAUCCAUGGACGUCUUGCUCAUUUUUAAAUCUUGAUUUUUAUUUUAGCGCAAGCGAUAGCACCCUGCCCCCUUUAAACUCUACUGUAAGCACGUCUGCUCAGAAGCAAGGACGGUUUUUAAGCCUUCAGCAUUUUACUAGCGGACCAAACUUAAUCUGCCCUGGCCUUUGUGAGGGAGGAAGACACCUCCCUUUCUCAGUAUUAAGUCCUUUAAGGGACUCCAGACUUAUAAACCUCCUUUUUUAAAAAAAGAAAAAAAAAAUUGAAAUGCCCUGGUUUCUGGUUUGUUUCUUUUUAAUUAUACAUAUAUAUACACACAUAUAUAUCUGUGCUCAGAUCUUAGCACCGAGGCUUUCCAGCUCCUUUUGCUUUAUAAAAACAGCCAACUUCCUCUUUUGUACGUAGUGAAAGUUUCCUACAACGUUCCUAGUUGCGAUGCCCUUUGACUCUGAAGAAAGCAACUAGGUCUUUAAACUAGGGAGAGAGAGAGAGAGCGGGGAAGAAGGUAGCAUAAAACCUUGAAAUAAUCACUAAACUUUCCAAACAGGAGCCCCUUCAGCAGUUUGGAACUUGUGUCAUGCCAAUAACUUUUGGGUUGGUUUUUUUAUACAUAUAUAAAAAAGUAAUAUUCUACAUUUACGGUCAAGUUGAAAUCAUGACAGCCCUUUCCUCCCUAGAGAAUUCCACCAAGAGAAUUUAUAUUUCUCCUAAAUGUAUUUUUUUAUAUCCGCCUUGCUGUCAGUAAUCACAGUAAGAAGCUUAGAGGCUUGUGAAAACAGGCCGGUUUUAUUCUGUUUAAAAUGUUGAUGUAUAGCGGAAGUUCCACCGGAACCUAAACUUGAAGCAAAACGCUUUCUUUUUUUCUGUAAGGAACAGGGAGUGCCCCACAAGUUCACAUACACCCCCCCCCUUUUCAGUGCCUGCUGUGGGUGUAGCCAAUUUUUGACUACCCAUGGUUAGCUUUUCACAGGUGGGCUGCACCUUAGGGACAACCAGGGUUAGCCAUUAUACUCUGCCCAGGCUUGACAAGUGUACCUUGUUUAACCCUGAAUAGGGGAGGAAGGACGAACGGAGCACUCCUGAUCUCUUAAAUACGGAGAAGAGAUCAGGAAGUAUGACGACAUGUCGGGAAUAAUUGGUUAAUUCUAUUUUUUAAACAAAAAAAAAGUAGUGGGACAGGGACAAAUCCUAUUUUGCAUUCAUAAUGCAGAAAAGUAGUUAAAUUCCUGUAGUUUUUCUAGCCAUACAGAACUCCAGGUGACAACACAGCUCUGUGUUUGGAGGAAUUACUUCCUUGCCUUACCCUGCCCUCUCCACAAUUCUCUUUAAGAGUUCUAUUUUAAGUAAAUGUCUAUAUUAGACACCCUUUGACUCUUCGGAAACAUCCCCAGAAUCGUCUAUUUUUGUCCCGCGAGGAGGAAAAGAACACAAGCUUUUUUUGUUGUUUGGUUUUUUCCCCCCAUGAUGUUAAUAUUUAUGAAGUUGUAUUUAAGUGUAUUCUUCCACCCCCACCAAACACCCCCCCCCAAUUUCCAUGGGGGGGAAAUCAGCUCUUUGAGCUGAAGGCGAGAGGAGUGGGGUUCUUUCUAUAGUGUUAAGAUUUAAUGACUUUGCUUUGACUGGGUUUUAAGGAAGCAGCAAGCACAAGUUCUGGCGUUUUUUUAAAAAAUGGGGGGGCGGGAAGACAACCCUCGCCUUGGACCCGUUUUAAAAAGCUCCAAGUCAACCUCAAGAAGUGAGUGGGACUGUUUUCUCAUUCAGCGCCGGGACUGACUGCCAUUACCUCCCGUCUCCGGAGGCGGGACAACUGAGGACGAGCCGCUCAGCGCAGCCACAUCCAUGACUUGUUUCUGGCGCAGAGAGAGAGAGAGAGAAUGAAUGAACACACGGUUGGGUCCUGGACCUGCCCAGACAUCCUUGUAGCCGCCCAUCUCGAUGUGCCGUGCUAUGGAUUUUUGUCACUUUGCCCCUCGUGACUCUGAGGCACAUCAUUGCCUGUUCAAAUGGAUGUUGAAACCCCCUUCCCUUCUCUCUCAAAAAACAACACCACCCCACGCCUGUUUCAUCAGCUUCAUCUGUCGGACACGAUGGGGCGUAACAUGCCGUGUGCUACUCGGUCCAAUAAAGCCGUCUUUAUUUCUUUUAAGAG